This is a messenger RNA of Drosophila hydei, 1400 nucleotides long. RefSeq lists its product as uncharacterized. The record is from RefSeq and is a predicted model, not a curated record. The coding region runs from base 93 to 1355 and encodes 420 amino acids. The transcript is spliced from 4 exons. Gene Ontology annotation, biological process: biosynthetic process. Gene Ontology annotation, molecular function: pyridoxal phosphate binding; L-2-aminoadipate:2-oxoglutarate transaminase activity. NCBI's taxonomy places the organism in Eukaryota, Metazoa, Arthropoda, Insecta, Diptera, Drosophilidae.
GGCUAAUAUUGUGGCGCUCAUAAAGUUUGUGGAUUAUUCUUAUCGGAAUGAAAUCAGUUUAUUUUUGCCUGUGCUUAAGAUAACGCACAAUAAUGUCUAAGCAAAAUAAUGAGCUGAAGCUUAAGCAUCUUUUUGAUGGCGGUGAAUGGAAUGUAUACGAUCCAAGUGUAUUAAAUUUGGGUGUAGGUGCUCCAGGCACUGAUCUAUUGGAGCCCUGUUGUGAUAUUUUUGAUCAAGCUACAGCUCAUUGUUUGAAAAAUGAAAAGGUAGUCAACCAAUCUCUAAUAUUUCAAUAUGGACCAACAAACGGUACUCAUAAAAUACGAAACGAAAUCGCCAAGUACUUAACCGAAAUGUAUGAGAGCCCCGUUCACAGCGAAGACCUGAUAGUCACUACUGGCGCAAGUCAAGGCUUGCAUUUCUUGCUUUCCACUAUGAUCGACUUUAAUGGAUAUAUAUUCGUGGAUGAGUACACAUAUAUGAUUGCUUUGGACAGUAUGAAACAUUUUUCGAGUCUUACGAUUGUUCCUCUUAAGCUGAACGACGAUGGUGUGGACCUGAACGAUCUGGAGGUAAAAGUAAGAGAUCGGCGCUUCAAUUCGGAGAAGAAAGAGUUUUGGGCCAUUUAUUAUACAAUACCCACAUAUCAUAAUCCUACUGGCAUAUUAUUCUCACCGACUGUUUGUCGCGGAAUUGUGGAACUUUCUCGGAAAUACGACUUUUUAGUAUUGUGCGACGAUGUUUACAAUAUUCUACAUUAUGGCAAUAAACCUUUGCAUUCGCGUCUGCUGUCUUAUGACUCACGUACAGAUGCGGACUACGUUGGCAAUGUCAUUUCCAAUGGCAGCUUUUCUAAGAUUAUUGCACCUGGAGUUCGCUUAGGCUGGUUGGAGGUGCCUCCGCGUGUUCAACCGCAGCUUCUUCGCAGUGGGAUCAUAAACAGCGGUGGUUGUUUCAAUAACUAUACAGCUGGAAUUGUUGGCAGUCUAUUUGAACUAAACCUGGCUCAACCGCAUAUUGCACGACUCUAUGCUGCUUACAAGGAUCGCAUGUUGGCCGUCAACAAGGUAUUAGAGUCUGAAUUACCCAAAACCUGUAAAUGUUUAGUGCCUUCUGGUGGGUAUUUCAUUUGGAUACGGAUGCCGGACCAUUUGAAGGCUAGCGAGUUUCUGGAAUACUGUUUGAAGCAUGAGAAGAUUACAUUCAUUGCUGGACCACGAUUUGCUGUUGAAGAGGGUAAGGGAGAGCAAUUCUUUCGUCUAUCCAUAGCUUUUCACAAGAAAGAAAAACUUGUGGAUGGGAUAAUUCGUCUGUGUCUGGCUCUGAAGUCCUAUAUGAAUAUUGUUAAGACGUAAACUGUUUUUGUUUUUUUAAUAUGGCAAAAUAAUUGUAAUUAAUUU